AUGUCAGCAGCCCUAGCUUCAGCAGCAGCAAAGAGUCCCACUCGUCCGUUUAGCAACACAGGCGAGAGGGUGUCCACCAUCGGAUACGGUGCAAUGGGCCUCGCAGCCUUCUACGGCAAGCCAAAGACCCAGUCAGAGUGCGAUGCGGGUGAGUGGCCAGCCCGCCAGCAGGGCAUGCCAUGCCAUGCAUGCCAUUACGGCCUUCGCUCUGCGCUCCUGAGCUGACAUCUCGCUCUUGCUGAUCACGACCGCAUUCAGUCUUUGAGCGCCUCUUGCAGCUGGGUGUGACCUUUUGGGACACCUCUGACAUCUACACUUCUCGACCUUCCCUGGGUCAGGGCGAAGAGCAGAUUGGCUCGUGGUUCAAAAGCGCAGGCAAACGUGAUCAAGUCUUUCUCGCCACAAAAUGGGGCUUCGCGCUAGAUGGUCAGGGCAACAGGAGUCAACAUGGUGAAUAUGAUUACGCCAUUUCGGCUUGCGAAGCAUCUCUUAAGCGCUUGAACACGGACAAGAUCGACUUGUACUACCACCAUCGCCCUGCUCCUGGUCAGAUCGAGGACAGUGCGAGAGCAAUGAGGGAUCUGAAGCAGCGCGGAUCCAUCAGAUAUGUCGGAGUGUCCGAGUACAAUCUGGAUCAGCUCAAGGCAUUCAACGACAUUGUACACAUUGACGCUUUCCAAAUCGAGCUCUCUCCCUGGACACCUCAGCCUCUCUUCAACGGUCUGGUGGAUUGGUGCACGGCGAACAAGACGCAAAUCGUUCCUUAUAGUCCUUUGGGUCGCGGCUUCUUGACUGGCAAGUACCAAAAACCAUCCGACCUGUUCAGCGAGGGAGAUUUCCGAAGCGCAAAUGCGCGUUACACAGAAGAGGCCUUUGCGCACAAUAUGAAGCUGGUGGAUCAGAUUCGUGCGAUCGCAGCGCAAAAGGGAGCCAACGUCACGCCCGGUCAAAUUUCUCUCGCUUGGCUCUUGGCGCACGGCGACAAUAUCACACCCAUCCCUGGAAGCACGCAGAUUGCGAACAUCGAAGAGAAUGCAAAUGCUGCUGCGAUUCAAUUGACGCGCGACGAAGUGGCGAGCAUCGACAAGUUGGUGCAGGAAUUCAAGACGCUUGGUGAACGCUACCCUGCUUCGUUCCAAGCUACGCUCGCCUUUUGA
Messenger RNA from Ceraceosorus bombacis, 1157 nucleotides. NCBI's taxonomy places the organism in Eukaryota, Fungi, Basidiomycota, Exobasidiomycetes, Ceraceosorales, Ceraceosoraceae. The record is from the annotation of a GenBank genome assembly.